Molecule: messenger RNA, 5524 nt
Organism: Odocoileus virginianus texanus
Lineage: Eukaryota; Metazoa; Chordata; Mammalia; Artiodactyla; Cervidae
Source: RefSeq, a predicted model, not a curated record
CCAGACCCUGUUCUAGGCUCCGUGGAUACAACAGUGAACAAGGCAGAUGAGGCCGUGCCCUUGAGGAACUUAUUGGAGGCAGACAGUGAAGCAGAUCAUGGAGGAGGCGGUCACACGCAAGUUUGUCCACGAGGACAGCAGCCACAUCAUCUCCUUCUGCGCGGCCGUGGAGGCCUGCGUCCUGCACGGGCUGCGGAGGCGGGCGGCUGGCUUCCUGCGCAGCAACAAGAUCGCAGCUCUCUUCAUGAAAGUGGGCAAGAGCUUCCCGCCGGCCGAGGAGCUGAGCCGCAAGGUGCAGGACCUGGAGCAGCUGAUCGAGAGCGCGCGAAAUCAGAUCCAGGGCCUCCAGGAGAACGUGCGAAAGCUGCCAAAACUGCCCAACCUGUCCCCACUUGCCAUCAAGCACCUGUGGAUCCGCACGGCCUUGUUUGAGAAGGUCCUGGACAAAAUUGUUCAUUACCUUGUAGAAAACAGCAGUAAGUAUUACGAGAAGGAAGCUCUCCUGAUGGACCCGGUGGACGGCCCCAUCCUUGCGUCUCUGCUGGUGGGGCCCUGCGCCCUGGAGUACACCAAGAUGAAGACUUCCGACCACUUCUGGACGGACCCUUCGGCCGACGAGCUUGUCCAGAGGCACCGCAUCCACAGCUCGCACUUCAGGCAGGACUCGCCCACCAAGCGUCCGGCCCUCUGCAUCCAGAAAAGGCAUUCGAGUGGCAGCAUGGACGACCGGCCCUCCCUCUCCGCCCGUGACUAUGUGGAGUCCCUGCAUCAGAACUCCCGCGCCACCCUGCUCUACGGCAAGAACAACGUUCUGGUCCAGCCGAGAGACGACAUGGAGGCUGUGCCGGGGUAUCUGUCCCUGCACCAGACGGCUGACGUCAUGACCUUGAAGUGGACGCCCAACCAGCUGAUGAAUGGGUCUGUGGGGGACCUGGACUAUGAGAAGAGCGUCUACUGGGACUAUGCCAUGACCAUCCGCCUGGAGGAGAUUGUCUACCUGCAUUGCCACCAGCAAGUGGACAGCGGCGGGACGGUGGUGUUGGUCAGCCAGGAUGGGAUCCAGAGGCCGCCCUUCCGCUUCCCCAAGGGAGGGCACCUCCUGCAAUUCCUCUCGUGCCUAGAGAACGGGCUGCUCCCUCACGGGCAGCUGGACCCGCCGCUCUGGUCUCAGCGGGGGAAGGGCAAAGUGUUCCCCAAACUGCGCAAGCGAAGCCCCCAGGGUUCAUCCGAGUCCACAUCUUCAGACAAGGAAGAUGACGAGGCCACGGAUUACGUGUUCAGGAUCAUCUACCCUGGCACGCAGUCCGAACUCGUUGCUUCCAGCCCCCUGGGCAGCCCUCCCCCCAUCUCCGCGGGCCCUGCCUGGAUGGUGGUUCCUGCAGGCCGGUCCAUGUUAGUGGUGGCCAGGGGCAGCCGGUGGGCGCAAGCCAGAUGGGACACGACCCUCCUCACGUCAUGCCUGAAGCCGCAGCCCCUCACUCCCCAGGACCUAAUGGAUGUCUCUGUGAGCAGCCUGCCAUCCCUGUGGCAGCCCAGCCCCCGGCAGUCCUCCUGUUCCUCCUGUUCGCAGAGUGGCUCGGCUGAUGGUGGCUCAACCAACGGCUGCAACCAUGAGAGGGCUCCCUUGAAGCUUCUCUGUGACAAUAUGAAGUACCAGAUCCUUUCCAGAGCCUUCUAUGGAUGGCUUGCCUACUGCAGACACCUGUCUACCGUGAGGACCCACCUGUCAGCCCUGGUCAAUCACAUGAUCGUGUCCCCUGACUUGCCUUGUGAUGCUGGACACGGGCUGACAGCCGGGAUCUGGGAGCAGUACCUGCAGGACAGCACAAGUUACGAGGAGCAGGAGCUGCUACGUCUCAUCUACUACGGGGGCAUCCAGCCGGAGAUCCGCAAAGCCGUGUGGCCUUUCCUCCUGGGCCACUACCAGUUCGGGAUGACAGAAACAGAGAGAAAGGAGGUGGACGAGCAGAUUCAUGCCUGCUACGCACAGACCAUGUCCGAGUGGCUGGGCUGCGAGGCGAUCGUGCGGCAGAGGGAGCGGGAGUCCCACGCGGCCGCCCUGGCCAAAUGCUCGUCGGGGGCCAGCCUGGACAGCCACCUGCAGCGGAUGAUGCACCGGGACUCCACCAUCAGCAACGAGUCUUCCCAGAGUUGCAGUUCCGGCCGCCAGAACAUCCGCCUGCAGAGCGACUCCAGCAGCAGCACACAGGUCUUUGAGUCUGUGGACGAGGUGGAGCAGGUGGAGGCAGAAGGUAGGCUGGAGGAGAAACCGACCAAGAUCCCCAACGGGAACCUGGUGAAUGGCACCUGCUCCCCAGACUCAGGCCAUCCCUCCUCCCACAACUUCUCCUCGGGCCUCUCGGAGCACUCAGAACCCAGCCUGAGCACGGAAGACAGCGUCCUGGACCCCCAGCGCACCGUCCCCCUGGUGCUUCGACCCAGGGACAGCAGCAUGGAUGACGGGCAGAGCAGUGAGGCCACCACCUCCCGGGACGAGGCCACUCGUGAGGAGCUGGCCGUGCAGGACAGCCUGGAGAGUGACCUCCUGGCCAACGAGAGCAUGGACGAGUUCAUGUCCAUCACUGGCAGCCUGGACGUGGCUCUGCCCGAAAAGGAGGGCCCCGCGAUGGAAGGCUGGAGGGGCAGCGAGGUGGAAAAGCAGAGCCAGGUGGACAGUGAGGACAACCUCUCAGAGGAGCCUGAGAUGGAGAGUCUCUUCCCUGCGCUCGCUUCUCUGGCCGUGACCACCUCGGCCAACAGCGAGGCAUCCCCUGUGUCUUCCAGUGGCGUCACCUACUCCCCUGAGCUCCUGGACCUGUACACGGUGAACCUGCACCGCAUCGAGAAGGACGUGCAGAGGUGUGACCGCAACUACUGGUACUUCACGCCCGCCAACCUGGAGAAGCUGCGGAACAUCAUGUGCAGCUACAUCUGGCAGCACAUUGAGAUCGGCUACGUCCAGGGCAUGUGUGACCUCCUGGCCCCGCUGCUGGUCAUCCUGGAUGAUGAGGCCCUUGCCUUCAGCUGCUUCACCGAGCUCAUGAAGAGGAUGAACCAGAACUUCCCCCACGGGGGCGCCAUGGACACACACUUUGCCAACAUGAGGUCGCUAAUCCAGAUCCUGGACUCAGAGCUCUUCGAGUUGAUGCAUCAGAAUGGGGACUACACUCAUUUCUACUUCUGCUACCGCUGGUUCCUGCUGGAUUUCAAGCGAGAACUCAUCUAUGAUGACGUCUUCUCCGUCUGGGAGACCAUCUGGGCAGCCAAACACGUCUCGUCCGCCCACUACGUCCUGUUCAUCGCGCUGGCGCUGGUGGAGGUCUACCGUGACAUCAUCUUGGAGAACAACAUGGAUUUCACAGACAUCAUCAAAUUUUUUAACGAGAUGGCCGAGCGACACAACACGAGACAGGUCCUGAAGCUGGCCCGGGACCUCGUGUACAAGGUGCAGACGCUGAUUGAGAACAAGUGAGGGCCGUGUCGGCGCCCGCCCGCCCGCCUGUCCUGCCUGCUUCUCCUCCCAGCCGCCCGGGGAGCGAGGUCCUGACGUCUGUUCCCGAGCAUGGACUUCUGUGCAAAGAGAAAACACCCCAGCUUUGGCCGCUGGGCAGGUGGGGUGGAGGGGUCGUCCCUUCAGUUCAGCCUUAUGUUUUCCUGUUUGACCAAAGAUCGCCCAAGCCUGGGAUUUCUCCCUUGCGGGAGUUGGGGGUUGUUGGUGGGCAGAGGGACCAUCUUCGUUCGUGAUCUCCAGAAUGGUCUUCUCCCCUUUCCCUCCCAUCCCUCCAAGCUGUCUUGUCGGAUGAGACUUGGGUUGGGAACUUUUCGGUGGGGCUGCCUCUGAGCUCUGAAGGGGCCUUUGGAGAUGUUCCAGAACGUGGCUGGGAGCAGAGCAUGGUGACACGGAAUUCUUCUAUGAAGGACGCCUCCCUGUGCACUGUCGGGGCUUGAGCAGCAUCUCUGGCCUGUCCCUGCUAGAUGCCAGUAGCUCCCUCCGUCCCCUGCCGCCGCCCGCCCCUCCCGGGGCCUUAUGACAUCCAGAACUUCUCCGGACGUUGCCAGGUAGCCCCCGCUUUGAGAACCGCUGACUUGCAGGAGGGACUACAAGUGUUUCUCCCUCCCCACUUUCUUUGUACCUGAGCCAACUGUGUCCUGAGACUCCCUCCCAUUUAGAAAAGGCACAUGGGGUCCUCUGCACAUGUCUCCUGGGGUCAGGGAUUUCAGUUGUAUUUUCUCAUCUUUUCCUCCUCCCCCUGGCCUCGGGAGAGACUUUUUUCUUCUUUCAACAAAAGGCUGUGAGAAGGGUCUGUAAGCUUGAGACAGGCCUCUUCAUGGUCCUGCUCAGAGCCCCUGCUCCGGGCAGGGCAGAGUCCACAUCCCCUUCCUCUCAUCCUAGGGAGGACCUCGCCUCUCCUUCCUACAUUGGGUCCGGAGUUCCAGAAGCUUGGAAGGUGUGUGUUGGUGCAAGCCACUUAUUCAAGGAGGCUGGCAUUUCCUUAAGUGCCCUUGCUUACUCAGGACAAAGGGAAGAGAGGAGGACAGAGGUUGGCCAGGGUAGGGUGUGGCGGGUGUUCUCCUUGGGAAAAAAAAAAAAAAAAUCAGCUGAUGAACUGGCAUCCAGGUCACAGCCCAGCCUGGAAAUGGUCCCCUCCAUGUCUUCACACAAAGGGUCACCAGCCCCCCAAAGAGACCCUAGGCGAGCUAGUUUACCCUGCCUACAUGUCCUCCCAGGAGAGCAGUCGCGCCAGCCCUUCUCUGUUUUGGAGAAUGCACCAGCGUCAGGAAAAACAGAGAGAGUCCAAGAACGAUGCUCUUCCCAAGAAUGGCAGGUAGGAUUUUGGAGAGGAGAGGAGACUCACCAAGCACAUUGAGACCUUGACAGAGGGAGCGCAUCAGUCCUCUGGUCCUGAGGAAAGCAGGAGGGGAGCAGUCCCUGCCUGGCCUGCCUGUGAAGGCGCUUCCCUUGCACCCAGCACUUUCGGCUGCAUCUGAACUUCUGCCCAAGUGGGGUAUCCUGGGUGGGAUGGAUGAGAAAUGGACCUCGUUUCCGAAGAACGCUCUGUGCAAGUUUCAUCUCCUUGCCUUGGCCCUCUGCCUUCCCGAGACGGGUGAUCAUGUAUGAAAUUUCCCUCUAGAUAAGAGUUUUAUUUUGCCAUUCAACUCUUCACUACAGAGGAUGUUAUUUUAGCAAGACUUAGGUCCUAGACCUUCCGAUUCUUAUUUAUUUUUUGACAGACUGGUCUGAAAGUACAGCACAAGAUCUCUUCUCUGCCUUCUCUCGUGGUGUUCCAGAGAGUGUCGUGGUUGUGAUUUGAAACAGUGCUUAUUUAUUUGGCUUUCUGUGUUUAUUUGGGUCUCUGUACGUUGUGUGUGCGUCCUUGUGUCCCCGAAUCAAAUGCGUGGGAGUCGUUUUAUCUAUGGAGUGCUCUCUUUUUCUCAGUGUUGCCAACAUAUCUGGUUACUGUUUACUGAAGAGUCGUGUCUAUAUAGAGAGAAAAUAUAUAUAAACAGAAUUGUGUGAACCUGG